Molecule: messenger RNA, 1651 nt
Organism: Hippoglossus stenolepis (Pacific halibut)
Lineage: Eukaryota; Metazoa; Chordata; Actinopteri; Pleuronectiformes; Pleuronectidae
Gene: rpusd1
Product: RNA pseudouridine synthase domain containing 1
Exons: 6
Coding region: 119-1072 (317 amino acids)
Biological process (GO): pseudouridine synthesis
Molecular function (GO): RNA binding; pseudouridine synthase activity
Source: RefSeq, a predicted model, not a curated record
GUUCGUCUUACACGGUGGUUUGUCCUCCGCCAUUACAAAGCAAAGAAGAAGAAGAAGGAGCGAGCAGCUGCUGGAUUCCUCGUGGGGCUACAGGUGUUGUGUCAGUCCAUCGCUGCACAUGAUGACCACAGAGCCAGAGAGCCUGGAGAGCCUGGAGAGCCUGGAGAGUCUGAGUGUGCUCUACCAGAGCGAUGACUUCAUUGUGGUCGACAAGCACUGGGACAUCCGCAUUGACAGCAAGAUGUGGUACGAGAAACACACCGUGCAGGCUCAACUCCGGCACCGCUUCCCUCAGCUGGCGGACCCGAGCACCUACUACGGAUUCAGGUUCUGUCAUCAGUUGGAUUUCUCCACCAGUGGGGCCCUUUGUGUUGCCCUCAAUAAAGCUGCGGCCGGCCGCGCCUACCGCUGCUUCAAGGACCGCACUGUCACUAAAGCAUACCUCGCCCUGAUUCGCGGCUGCGUUGAGGAACAGACGCAAACUCUGGACUUCUCCAUCGGCAAGAACUCCUCAGAGGGAAAAACACAUAUGAUGUGUAUUGAGGGAACAGAAGGCUGUGAAAACCCCAAGCCGUGCCAAACCGGGCUGACAGUGCUGGAGUAUGGGCUGUAUGAUGGAGAUCCUGUGACCAAGGUGCUCCUGCAGCCGCUCACUGGCCGGACCCACCAGUUAAGGGUCCACUGCAGCGCCAUUGGCCACCCCAUCGUCGGUGACUUCACCUACAGCUCAGGAGCGGACGACGCCCCGUACCGCAUGAUGCUGCACGCCCACUUCCUCCACAUUCCCUUGGAUCCACAGCCCCUGCUCGUCUCUGCCGGAGAUCCCUUCCUCCCCGCGGUGGAUCCCAAGUGGCUCCCGGAGCGCUCGUUACGUACACUGACGGCCACUGUAGAGGCCCUGCUGGAGCGCAGGGUGGAGGAGGACAGGAAGGUUAAAGAGGAGGAGAAGGAGAGCGCAAGAAAAGAGGAGGAGAGGAGAAGGAAACGUCGCAAGGAACAGAGGACUGAGAAGGAGAGCGAUGAGCAGAGGAGGCAGUGUCAAGAGUGGCUGAGUGAAUGGGCUGGAGACUGAUAACGAGUCUUUUGUGUUGUUAUUUAUGUUAAUUUAUUUUAGCUUUUUACUUAUGAAAGCCACGUUGAACGUGUAUACUCCACCAGUGUAGUUUUUUAUUGGCAUAUGUGGUUGUGGACCAGGACGUUAAUUCCCUCACAAACCAGUUAUAAACAUUAGGUUAGAAAACUUACUUGUGUGCGCCUGUAAACUGCUUUUUAACAAUUCAAACCACUGACAUCUACCCACGAUUGGACCAGCGCCUCUGCACUAGUUUACAAAUAAGUGCCUUGCUCAAGUUUACCUUUAUAGUUUUCAAUAAAUCUAUUCCUGUAGAUUUAUUUAGCCAAGCAGAUCAUCUCAAUGUGCCAAAGUUCUGAGCCACUGAUUCACAGAAAUUGAUGUGAAAAUCAAAGUAAAAGCUGUUAUAUGUUAAAUGGGCUUUUAGUGUCAGUUUCCAACCCUCUUCCUCGGUCUUUGUCAUGUUUUAUGGUUUUACAGCUUUUGAGUACACUAUUAAAAAUAAAAAGAAUUUUGUGUCAAUGUUAAAAAUACAGAUCUCUCCAAACUAAGCGUUAAUAAAACUGUACUAAACAAAAA